Molecule: messenger RNA, 1686 nt
Organism: Penicilliopsis zonata CBS 506.65
Lineage: Eukaryota; Fungi; Ascomycota; Eurotiomycetes; Eurotiales; Aspergillaceae
Exons: 1
Coding region: 1-1686 (561 amino acids)
Cellular component (GO): intracellular anatomical structure
Molecular function (GO): protein binding
Source: RefSeq, a predicted model, not a curated record
AUGGAAUACCCCUUUGAUCUAGGAGGUUAUUGCCGCAAAAUACGCACCGACUUCUCCGAAGCACAGACCUGGUUCGACCGCGGUCUCAUCUGGACGUACGCCUUCCACCAUGAAGAGGCAGCACGCUGUUUCGAGCUCGCGUGGACGGCCGACUCUUCGUGCGCGAUGGCCGCCUGGGGACUGGCAUACACUCUCGGACCAAACUACAACAAACCGUGGUCCGUGUGGGACGAGGAGGAGCUUCGAAUGACGACACGACGAGUGUACGAGGUUGCCCUCGCCGCAGAGCAGCUGGCGGGGAGGGAGGAAUCCCUGGAGCAAGCGCUGUGCGCGGCGCUGCGUCUACGAUAUCCGCAGGCUGAACCGCCUGAGCCGCGCGAGAAAUGCGAAGACUGGAACAAGGCAUACGCGAUCGCCAUGCGGGCCGUGUACGAUCGGUUCGGCGAUGAUCUGGAUGUGGCGGUGCUGUUCGCCGACGCGCUGAUGAACCUCACGCCGUGGCAGUUGUGGGAUCUGCAGACGGGCGAGGCGGGAAUGUAUACCAUGGAAAUCAAACGGGUGAUGGAACGGGCGUUUACGGAGUCGCCGCAGGGGAGUCUGCGCCAUCCGGGCCUACUGCAUCUCUACAUCCAUCUGAUGGAGAUGUCGAGCACGCCUGAAGCGGCGCUGGGUCGUGCUGAUGUGCUGCGCGAUCUCGUCCCCGACGCGGGCCAUUUACAACAUAUGCCGUCCCAUCUGGACGUGUUGUGUGGUCGGUACGAGGCGGCGAUUGUAUCGAACCAAGCAGCUAUCCGUGCUGACGAGAAAUUCAUCGAGUGGUCCAAGCACACUGCCACUGCCACUGCCACUGCUACUACGAGUUCAUCUUUCUACACUCUCUACCGAUGUCACGAUUACCAUUUCUGCAUCUAUGCGGCCCUGUUCGCGGGGAAGAAACAGGUCGCCCUGGACACCGUGGCACGACUAGAAGAAUCCCUUCCCGAAGCUUUACUCCGUGUCUCUUCCCCCCCGAUGGCAGACUGGCUGGAAGUGUUUUGUGGGAUGCGCGUGCAUGUACUCGUCCGCUUUGGCGAAUGGGAGGAACUCCUGGCCUACCCGGUUCCAUCGGAUACAACUCUCUACAGCGUGACCACGGCGUUGAUCCAUUACGGCAAGGGAGUCGCGCACGCGGCCAGGGGGGAAACAGACUGCGCGGCAAGAAGUCUGCACUCCUUCCUCGUUGCGCGGGAGAAGGUGUCCCCCUCCCGCACGCUGUUCAAUAACUCCUGUCUCGAUAUACUGGGUAUCGCGGAGGCGAUGCUCCGCGGCGAACUGGCGUACCGACUCGGCGAGAUCGAGCAAGGGUUCGAAUGGUUGCGGACUGCGAUCUCCCGCGCGGAUUCUCUUCCCUACGAUGAACCGUGGGGGUGGAUGCAGCCCGCUCGACACGCUUACGGGGCGUUGCUUCUUGAACAGGGGCGUGUCGAGCAGGCUAUGGCGGUUUACGCGGCCGAUCUGGGUAUAGACGGGGGGGACACCUCGUUGCCGAGGGCGUUGCGGCAUCCCAGGAACGUCUGGGCGGUGCAUGGCUACCGUGAAUGUCUUCGGUUGUUGGGGAGGGAGGAUGUGGAGAUUGAUCACCUUCUGGGGGGGUUACUUGAUGCCGCGGACGUUACAGUUUCUUCUUCUUGUUUUUGCAGAAAAUAA